Molecule: messenger RNA, 4842 nt
Organism: Malaclemys terrapin pileata
Lineage: Eukaryota; Metazoa; Chordata; Testudines; Emydidae
Product: schlafen family member 13-like
Exons: 5
Coding region: 180-2909 (909 amino acids)
Source: RefSeq, a predicted model, not a curated record
AGCGGCCCCGCGCCCCGCAGAGCAGAGCAGGCGCCCGCUCCGGCUCGUUUCUCCCGGGCUGUGUGGGGCGGAGCGCAGCGCGGGCAGCCCCCCCCCGGGACACGGGACACGGGACACGGGCACGUGCCCGCCGCGGGGUAGAACCGUUAUCUCCCGUAGCGAGCCGGAACGCAGUGGCCAUGGAGGAGAGCCCUCUCAAUGUUGAUUGGUUCACAGACUAUCCUGAUGUGGUUGUAAAAGUGGGAAAAGUGACUUUUGGCGAGAAAUCCAGGAACAAGAUGACUGAUGGCAAUUUGAGAAGGAAACAAGUUGGUAACAUUUCCCGAGCAGCAUGUGCAUUGCUGAAUUCAGGAGGAGGAGUGAUAAAGGCAGAGGUUCAUAACGAGGACUACAAUUAUGAAGAACAUGGGAUUGGGCAGGAUAUAGAAAAAGCCCUUACAGAACUCACUCCAUCUAAAAUGCUUCCAAAAUAUUUUGAUUUUGAAUAUAUGCGGGGAAAAAACUGUAUGUUAAUUUUUGUGAAAUCAUGGAGCAGUGACGGUUCAUCUUCACCCCGUAUUUGCAGCAUAAGAACUGGCUUGUACCAAAGAUGUCUGACUCGAACUGACAGCAUGAGUCCUACUGAAGCAACACAAUUUCUCAAAGAGAAGGAAGUUUCUGCCAGGAGAAAACGUGAUGAGGAGACAGGACCAAGAGCUAAGAAAGCUCUACUCAGUGACGUUCAGCAGGAACAAAACAUGUAUACGUCUGCUGAAAGAUUUUAUCAAAGAGACUCUCUCUGGUGUGGGGAAAAACUAAAUUUCACGGAGUCAACGCAUAUUGAAUUUAAGAAUUUUGCAACAAAGAGCAUUUUGAAAUACAUUAAAGAGAUCCUGCCAAAUUACAUCUCCGCCUUUGCAAACACACAAGGAGGGUUUUUAUUUAUUGGAGUGGAUGAUAAUGGGACAGUUGUUGGAUGUACGAAGGACAAAGUAAAUAUCAAUGAAUUAAAAGAAGUAAUAGAAAAUGUUAAGAGGAAAUUACCCAUUUCACAUUUCUGCAGUUCUCUGCGUGGAGUGGACUUAGAAUGCAAAAUGCUGGACCUGUAUGAUAAAGAUCAAAACGUGUAUGGUUAUGUCUGUGCUGUGAGAAUCCAGCCGUUUUGUUGUGUUGUGUUUUCAGAGACUCCGGACUCAUGGACAGUGAAGGACAAUAAGAUUGUGAGGAUGACAGCCAACGAAUGGACAGGCUUGAUGAUGGCAACUGACCCAGAGAUUUCAAAUUUGCGUGACACUUUCAGGGCGGAGCUGAGUGUGUCAUGUGCGCCCCCACUCACCAAAACCGUGUUUUCCAACAAAGGCCUUGCUUGUCUGCGUGAUCUGCAAGAAUUUCUAUUUCCAGCAAAUGGUAAUGGGAUAACAUACAAACCAGACAACCUCAGCAAAGAGCUGUUCUCAGAGUAUCCAGGGCUGGAGGAUUUAAUGAACGAGCAAAUGGAAGAGCUGCAAUAUUCUCAGGGGCUACUGAUAUUUGCAAGAAGCUGGGCUGUUGCUGUUGGAUUGCCAGAGAAUCAGUAUGUUGUCUGUGAUGCUCUCUUAAUAGCCAAAGGCAAAUACCCAACGCUGUACACAGUCACGGAGGAUUGUUUCAUGGCUGGGUUUGGAUAUUCAAAACGUAUUGCUCGUACGUUAAAGCUGAAACUGGUAAAUGAUGGGGGAUACACUCAGAAAGUGUGUGUGAUUCCCCAUCUCUUACAGCUUGGAACCAAUAGAGAGCAAAGUAAUGACUCGUGUGUACGAGUCAAGUAUCCCCUUACGUAUGUCCUCUUGCCCAAUGACAUGCCAGACUUACUUCACUCACUUGUGAUAAUCUUGUUGAGUUUUAGAUCCUUCUUAAGUGACAGGCUUGGCUGUGAAUUUUUCAACCUUCUCACCAUUAAACAGUAUGAGAUACUAACAAAGAAUCUUCACAAAUCCAAGAAGCUGUUUAUCUACGGCCUGCCAGGAACAGGGAAGACAGUUGUGGCCUUGAAUAUCAUAGAGAGGAUAAAGAACGUGUUCCAUUGUGAAUCUGAUGAGAUUCUGUUCAUUUGUGAGAACCAGCCUCUGAAAGCAAUUGUGGAAAGGAGAAACAUUUGCCAGUCUGUGACGCGAGUUGCUUUCUUAAAGGGGAAUUAUUAUCAACCAGUGAAGCACAUAGUAAUUGAUGAGGCCCAGAAUUUCCGGUCAGAGGAGGGCGAUUGGUACAGCAAAGCUCAGUGCAUCACCCAAGGACAUGGUCAUUGUGAACCUGGUGUUCUCUGGAUCUUCUUGGACUAUUUACAAACAAGUCACCCAUUUCCAUGCGGUCUUCCACAUCCAUCCGAACAAUAUCCUCAGGAGUGGCUAACUAUAGGGGUCCGGAAUGCCACCCAGAUAUACAAUACCAUGGUACAAGAGAUGCAAAAUAUUGUAGAAUAUUCACAAAUUGAUAUUCCUUUUGAGCGUUUAAGAAUGCUGCUAAAUGAAGCUGUAUGUGGCCAUCCCCUGCCAGGUGUUUGUAGGGUAGAAGAAAACUUGAAGGAGGAUGAAAUAGCGACAUAUGUGGUUGCUACCUGUUGCCAAUAUUUCCGAAGUGGUUAUUCUGGGAAAGACAUUGCUAUCCUGUGCAGCACAACGAAAGAGAAGGCCAGGUAUCAUUGCAUAUUACAACCCCGAAUGAGAGCGAUGAUGAGACAUUUCGGACUAGAUGCAGUUUUCACAACGGCAGACAACGUGCUGGGACAGGGCAUUGUUCUCGACAGCAUACGCCGCUUUUCUGGCCUGGAAAGAAACAUUGUGUUUGGUAUCAACCCAGUCCCUGUCCCUACACAGGAGGAGAUUUCUGAAAAUCUUAAACUCUGUGUGGCAUCCAGAGCUAAUUUACAACUUCAUUUGCUGUAUGAAAGGUAAUGCUUGAAAAUAUCAUGGUGGUUCACUCAGGAUCUGUUUAAUAACCAGUGAUAGUCAUGUCGCUUUUGUGGUUUUUCACCCAAUAUUCAGACGUAAAUACAAAUCUGACCAUGGGCGAAAUUUUACCUUAGAGGGCUCCCGUCUCCCAGGCUAAUGAACUACGUGAGGCCUGGGGUCUUAAAAAGCCAGUCCCGAAUAUAAACCAAAGGAGCUACGUGGGAUAUAGUGAGAAUGGUCCACUUGAAGCUAAUCAGUCCUCCCUGCUAAUGUUUCAAGAGAUUUUGGGUGCCCCACUCUUCAGGUUCCCAAGACACACCACAGUGAUCCACAAAACUCCGGCUUGACUGCAGCCUAACCCCGUAGGGGCCUAAAUUCACUCAGUGCCUAACUUUCCGCUGUGCAAAUUCCUUAGCUGUUUAAGUUUCAGAUGCUGGGGCAUGUGCACUGCUCCCUCCCUCUAGGGGCCCAGGCACUUCUCACCUAAGCCCAGAGCGAUUCACCAACCGGGGGAGACUAAGUUUUGUGCAGGAGGUGGUUUGGUAGGCGUGCUCAGAGGCUGCUUACUGUAUUGGGUCCCAUUGAAAACUGGCAGGAGAAGGAGAUGAUGGUGAUGCCCACCUCAGAACUUUCAGUCCAGGGGUAGAGCACUCCCCUGGGAUGUGGCAGGCCUAGGUUCAGUUCCCUCCUCUCUGCCAGAGGGGUCUCACACCUCUCAGGAGGGCACUGUACCCCCUGAGCUAGGGGGCACAUUCUGAUGUGUGGUUCCUUCAGUCUCUCCUGAGGAAGCUGUGGAUAAAUAGAGUGAGUGGAGCAGGCGGAUAGACUCAGCGUCUCCCAUGCCCCAGGCGAGUGUUCUAACCACUGGGCCAGAAGCUAUAAAGUGGGCACCACCUCCUCCUGCAGCUUUUUUUGCGGUGUGAGACAAGCACCAAACUCGUUCCCGCAAGAGCCACCUUAGGUGCCUGAGCCGCUUGUCUCCGGGAAAGCGGUUGCCAUUUGUGAAUCGCCAGGAGAGAGAGGGGCCUCACUCUGAGAAAAGGGCGGGCUUAGCAGACACCCGGCUUGUUGGCAUCUCCCAUUAGCUAGGCGGCUUCCUGCCUAGCGUGCUGCCUUGUGUGGUUCGCAGUCUAAGGGGCCGGUCUCUUCCCAUUCAUUGUACAGGGAGCCUAGGCACCUAUCUUUGUGGAUCACAGUUAGGGUGACCAGAUGUCCCGAUUUUAUAGGGACAGUCCCGAUUUUGGGGUCUUUUUCUUAUAUAGGCUUCUGUUGCCCCCCCACCCCCUGUCCUGAUUUUUCACAUUUGCUGUCUGGUCACCCUAAUCACAGUGUUCUUCCUAUGAUUUUCUAGGGGUCUACUAAAGGUUAGAUGUUGCCACAGUAGGUGUCACAGUGCUUUAGUCCCCGUGUAGAUCCCAGCUAUAGUGACUCAAUCAUUGCUCACCACCUUUAGAAAUCAGGUCCAGAAUGUCUGAAGUUAGAUACCAGGGUAGAUGGGCCUAAACCAAACUGAUUGGAAGCACCGCUUUUAAUCAUUACUUAUAUUAGCAAGUAGGAAACAUUGAUUUAAAUCACUGAUUUUUAUCUUCUCUUAUGUUUAUAUUUACAUAAUUUUUCCUAGAGAGAGGUUAUUUCUUAUUGGUUGGUAUAACCCUUAAAACAUGUUCAUUUGCAACCAAAAAUACCCUUCACACUUUGAUUUUUUUUUUUUUUUGCUAAUACUGUAGCUUUAAAUGCUUAUUUAAACAAUUCUAGAUCUUUAAAAAGGUAAAAAUUAAGAAUCUGAAAAAAUUAUGGUAUGAUAGAGAAUGGUCUUUUUUAUUGUGAUUUGUCAAUCUGCAUUUGGAUGGAAAUUGGAAUUCUAUUAAAUGUACAAAAACAGCACUUUAAAGUUGUUUAUUAAAUAAAACUACCUUAAAUGGGUUGGAUAAACUUU